GCAUCCACACAUGCCGCCGGCUUAUGCCGCCGGGUUUGCCGCCGACUUUCAGACCGCCUUGCCGCUGACUUUGCCGCCGGCUUUACCGGCGGCCUGCAGUCGCGGUUGCAAUUUACGCAGUAGUGUUGUGACUUUCGUUGAAAUUAGUCGUGUACGUAGAAUCGAAAGAUGUUGGACUAUGAUAUAGUUGCGUGUAUCGCAAGUGUAGUGUUGUAUGUCAUUAUUCAUAAAAAGAACCGCAAAAUCAAACGAAGAUAUUGGGUCAGACCAAGUCUUCGAAAUAGGCCUAAUGUGUCCCCGAUACUUGAAGAUUUUAGAAGGGACGACAUAAACCGAAGAAAUAUUCGUUCGAAAUUUAACACUUUUCUAAGGAUCUCUAGUGAAGAAUUUGAAAUAUUACUGAAUUUAACUGGACCCAUGAUAUCAAAAACUGACACCCGCUGGAGAAAUGCUGUGUCAGCUUCCGAUCGACUAGCAAUUACUUUGAGAUACCUGGCUACAGGAGACUCUUAUUUUUCACUCGGUACACUGUUUAAAGUGUCUCCACAAGUUAUUUCUUUAAUAAUUCUAGAUGUUUGUCAAACUUUGGUGUCUACAUUAUCCAAUUAUUUAAGGAUGCCGAAUACACAUGGAGAAUGGCUAUCAGUGGCUCGAAGUUUCAUGCAGAAAUGGAAUGUACCUAAUUGCGUAGGUGCCCUCGAUGGGAAACAUAAUAUACGAUAUUUCUAG
Messenger RNA from Pararge aegeria (speckled wood butterfly), 729 nucleotides. RefSeq lists its product as uncharacterized. Bases 169 to 729 code for a protein of 186 amino acids. Lineage: Eukaryota; Metazoa; Arthropoda; Insecta; Lepidoptera; Nymphalidae. The transcript is spliced from 3 exons. The record is from RefSeq and is a predicted model, not a curated record.